Molecule: messenger RNA, 1428 nt
Organism: Aedes albopictus (Asian tiger mosquito)
Lineage: Eukaryota; Metazoa; Arthropoda; Insecta; Diptera; Culicidae
Exons: 2
Coding region: 445-1299 (284 amino acids)
Source: RefSeq, a predicted model, not a curated record
UCCCAUAACGAGAGCGAUACCGGUCACGAUAGCGCAAUACCCCGCAAACUAGCCGAAAACAUCAACCGUUGCCGAUUCCGCGAAGAAAAAGCACAGUUUAGUCCACCGUUGUUGGUUGUUGGUUGCCGGCACAAUGUAGCGGACUGACCACCGAUCGCGAGAUCAUCAUACAAUAUAAUCACCUCCAUCAGUGCCCAACCGUUUCGGAUUCAGAUGUAGCCGCGUAGCAAGGAAACGAUCGUUUCAGAGGGAGUCCGGUAACCUUGAAGCGAGCCAAGCCGAGUUCGACCGAGAGGAAGACCCGGCAUUUCGCUUUUAUUUAUUACCAUACCCAAUCCAUCCGUCUAGGUCCGACCGUCCAUAUAGAUAGCGAAGAAGAUAGCAGCUCAGUGUGGAUCUGCGGCGCAACGUGGAUCCAAGCUGAGGGCUUCACCAAAUAAGGGAAUGACUGAGGCUGCCGCCGCGACGGUUUCGGAGAUCGGUGACAACAACGGUAGACAACCGGACUACUACAUUGGACGGAGUGGAAUUCCGCGACUUGUGGGAGGAUCGCGACUGGGGGGUGCCGUUGAACAGCAGCGAACAGCAAGAAGAAGACGAGGAACGAUGAGCAAUCAGUGUGGAGGACCUAGUGGUGGGAACUCGGUCGUAGGUACUACUGACCUAGUGAAACUGAACAAGUGCCUGUACAAUCUAACGGUGCGCAAUCGAAACGGAAGCAACAGAACCGAAAGUGAUAGCCCAAGCCCAAAUCAUAAAUCAAAAUCGCCCACUACGGGCAGUGAUAGUGAUAACAACGGUAAUAAUAAUAGCAUUUGGCGGGGUCCGAUGUGUUCCGCGACUUCAACGGUGAUAACAACGGGAUUGUGCAAUAGCCGACGGAAUUCCGUUACGUCAUCCCGCGGUUCGUCGUCGUCGUCGUCGUCGUCAAUUCCUAGGAGCUCCUCAGCUCAUUGGACUCAUCUUGGUGGCAGAAAUGCAGUUAGUAGGCAUAACGGAGUUAGCAGAGAAGGAAGGUCACCGCCACCACACUCGACGACGAUGCUGUUGAGCGAUAGACAACGCAGGAAUGCGACGGCGACCGGUGGUGAUUCCAAUCGGCGAAUCGAUCGCGGAGAAUGCGAGAGCAGUAGCCUGAUGAGACAGUGCAGAUUUACAGUGGCGGUACGAAGGCCACCUCCUCCCACUUCAGCAGCCGCCUCGACCGACAAUCGCCUCAGCUAUCAGCGAAAGUACGAUCGCUCCAUCUUCGGCUACAACCGGUUGGACCAAAUCGUGUUGCCACCGUUGCAAAUCUGAACUCCAUUAUUCACACUCAUCACUCAUCAUCCCCGCACAAUAAAAUAUUGAAAAAUAAAGACUUAAUCAUAUAUCUCGACGAUCUAAGUAGAAUAGCCCUAUUUAAGGAAAAAUCAAAGCAUGCGUGUU